Molecule: messenger RNA, 3059 nt
Organism: Microcebus murinus (gray mouse lemur)
Lineage: Eukaryota; Metazoa; Chordata; Mammalia; Primates; Cheirogaleidae
Source: RefSeq, a predicted model, not a curated record
CCGCGGCGCGGCGGGCAGAGGGCGGCGCCGGGCGGCGGACGACAUGUUCCAGGGCCCGGAGAGCGAGGGCGGCCGCGCGGGUUCCCGGGCCAUGAAGCCUCCGGGGGGAGAACCAAGCAAUCUUUUUGGAAGUCCAGAAGAAGCUGUUCCUUCCAGCAGGCCUAACAGGAUGGCGUCUAAUAUUUUUGGACCAACUGAAGAACCUCAGAACAUACCGAAGAGGGAGCAUCCUGCAGGUGGGAAAGGAAGUGGUAUCUUCGACGAAUCGGCUCCCGUGCAGACCCGGCAGCAUCUCAACCCCCCUGGUGGGAAGACCAGUGACAUUUUUGGCUCCCCAAUCACCGCCACUUCCCGCUUGGCACACCCAAACAAACCCAAGGAUCACGUUUUCUUACGUGAAGGAGAAGAACCAACAUCAGACCUUAAAGCUGCGGCGAGCAUCCUACCCGGAGGAGAGCCAGGUGCCAGGGAAGCGGAGCACGUGCCCACCGCCAAGGUCGACAGCCACGAGCCCAGGCUGGGGCCGCGGCCUCGCUCGCACAACAAAGUCCUGAACCCCCCAGGAGGCAAAUCCAGCAUUUCCUUCUACUAGAACAGUGACUGCCUGACCGUAGCCAGACGAGAGUCGGGAGUUGGUGUAGCAAAUACUGUCGUUUCCUUUAGCCCGAGCGAGCUGGGGGGGAAGGGGGUUAGUCGUGAGCAGGAGGCUGGUGGCUCAGGGUCUCCACUGACGUCACGAGAGGACGACGCCUUCCAGACUGCGGGAGACACGCCUGCGUCUGCGUGGGGAUAAACUGCGGUUCCCUGGUUUUCACUCAGUCCUAGUCCCGACGUGAGAGGGACUCUACGGUGGGCCAGGGCUGGGAGGUAGCGCGGGGCCGCGGGAGGCUUGGCAAGGCGCGGCGUCCUGUGCCAGCCGAUGGGACACCUGGGAAGGACGGAGAGGACACAAAACAGCCCGUCCUCUACGUGCAGACACUGCCGAGGCGCUGGGGGUGUCUGGACGACCCCUCGGAUCCUGACGCCAGGUGCCCUCACCACGCUCCCCACCCCAAGGCCACCCUGCCGAGCCCCAGCGUCUCCUGUCCGUUUUAGCCCCAGUUUUUUGUUUUGUUUUGUUUGUUUGUUUUUUUGCAGUCUUUUCUUAAAACAGCUUGGUUGCUUCUCCCUGGCAGCUUUAAAAAAACCAAAAAGUUGUCCUCAGUCUUCUGUUUUGUGGAAGGUUUUACACCCUAAUCCUCUGAGCUGCCCAGUUUCUACCGCCCAGAGCCCCAGCCCGUCUCCCGCAGGGAUCUGCCCUCUCCCGCAAGGGACGGCCUUGGUCCUUCACCUGCCAGUUUUGCUUGUGAAUUGUUCCUUUUCUUCUCAUCAGCCUUAAGUCCAGGCCUUUGUUCUUCUCCAGGGACAUGGACAGUUGCCUCCUAAGCCAGGGUUCUUCCAUAAGUGUGCCCCACUGACCUUCUCAGGACCUGAAAACCACUUGGACGUGUCCAAGUGAGGGGCUUGUUUAGCUUCUCCCGUGUCUUGCAUGGGGAAAAUAUGAAAAUACAAUAGUAUUUAGGUGCUUGAGAACCCUGGAUUCUUUAAUACCUGAAAAGCUAUUUUUAAACAGCAGCUUUACAUAAAUGAUUAUUGAUUCUGCUCUGUUCCUGACACCUUCCCAGAAAAAAGUCACUUGCUCAGGUUCACCAAAGAGGAACAAAACCUGCUUACACCACCCUGUGAAGCUUUGCAGAACCUCUGGACCAUGGUCACAGUCGUCUGGAAGAGAUUGGAGACCUGAGCCCAGGAGGUGAGGUAGUUUAGCAGCAGUCACGGCUGUUCAGUUCCCUUGCCCUUGCCGGCUAAGGCAGUGGGCCAGCAGGAGUGGCGCUGCUCAGCUCUCAGGCAAAAGUCCCUCCUGUUCACCCCUGAAGGGCCGCAGUUUCAGUCCCCUGCUUCCCUUGGGCGGCCAUCUGUCUGCAGAGAAGAACGUCUGGGUGGUAGUAGCUAUUGCUCUGAGUGCCUACAAAGCUAACGCCUGGUGCUAGAAACAUCAUCAUGAUUAGAGUUUAUUAAUAGAAAAGCAACAACUUAGCCUCAUGCUGGCCUACCUGCUUGAGUGCCUGCAGGAACUGCCUGCCAGGCUCACUUCCUGUUCCCGGCACAUGGAGGCAUCUGCAUGAGGCUUUGUCAACCAAAGACAGUCCCCCCCCCCCUUCAAUUGCCCUGCAGACUUUGGAGCCAAGAAACAGUCAUUCCAUGUGACUCUGUCACACUUCAAAUGGUUUGUGGUUCAGCCAUUUAUAAGAGUUGUUAGGAAUUCAGAGCUUUGCCAUUUAAAAACGUCAUAAAUGGUAGUAUACUUUUAAAACCCAAAUACACUAAUUUGUUUUACUUAAAAGGAAAUAGUCUAAUGGUAGAAAUGAACGACCACUUACAACUCUUUCUUAUGAGAAAAUGGUUUGUGAAUCCACAUUGUGUUGCCUAGAACAAACCUGACCUUGCUGUGCUGGCCCUGCCCCUCCCUUGAACCCUGCUGUCAGCCAGGUGCGGGAGCUCUAUGGUCCUGCCCACUGGCAGGCACUUCCGGUGGAGAAGGGAGAAGCCAGGGAUGAGAAAGAACGCCUUGGGGAGUAAGAAAAUCAACCGUGAACCAGAGCAAAGGCCCCUGGGCAGCAGUGACAGAACUCACCUCACUCUUUUCCCAUCUUUCCCACCUUUCCUGAGGCUUCAGGGCUGGGCUGAGUUCUGGGUAGGCUGGGCGAGGGAGCCCCACUGUGGUUGCUGUUUGCAUUUGGAAGGUGUUCUGUACAUUGGGGACUGCCUGUACUUGGAAGAUUAAAAACUUUAGCAUCCUGUUUUCAACCUCUAAGCUGCAUUGAUAAAUUACUACUCUGUAUUUUGAUUAAGCCUUAAAACUUUUAAGUGUAUUUGGUGCCAACAUUUUUCUAGUGCUGUAUCUAAACAAAAAAUCCUAUACUCAUAUCUCAGUGUAAUUUUGAUAGGAACAUUUUUGUUAUUUUUACAAGGCAGAAUCGGGUGUAACUGUUGAAUUAAACUUAGCAAUCACAUACUCA